UCCACAUACACAAUACUCGGAUUGCACCUGCAUGCACAGGCAUACCUUUGCCUCACUACCGUCUCACACGACUCGAGCCUUCACCUCCACCACCCCUCACCGACCACCACCACCACCACACAAGUACUGGCUCAACAUCACCUCUACCAGAUCUACAUUACACUCCCCUUACCGCCACCUCUCCACCACCACCACCACCACCACCACCACAAUUUCCACGCCAACCAUGUCUGAUCCCCACAAACCCCCCAACCCCUCCACCCUCGACCCCAUCGAAUCCGCCAAGCGCAAAGCCGCCUUCCGCGCGGUGGAAGAGCACUUCAACUCCUCCAUGCGCUUCGUCGGCAUCGGCAGCGGCAGCACCAUCGUCUACGGCGUGGAAGCCAUCGCGGCCCACCUCAAAGCCCACCCACCGCCGCAACCCUACCAGAACUGGUUCGUCCCCACCGGCUGGAACAGCCGCAAAGUCAUCGAAGCCGCCGGCCUGCUGCCCAUCGCAUUCGACAGUCUGCCAGGCGACGCAAUGUUGGAGGUCUGUUUCGACGGCGCGGACGAGGUGGACGAGGAAUUGAACUGCAUCAAGGGGGGCGGCGCGUGCCUGUUUCAAGAGAAACUGGUCGCGUGUCGGAGUAAGAAGUUCGUGUGCAUCGCCGAUUACCGCAAGGAUCAGAAGCGGCUGUGUACGAAGUGGAAGACGGUCCCCAUCGAAGUCGCGCCGAUCGCGCACGCCUCCGUCCUGCGCGAGCUGAAACUCAUCGGCUCCCCCGACGCGGCGCUGAGGGAACACGCGUUGGCGAAGACGGGGCCGAUCCAGACGGAUCAGUCCUUUUAUAUCAUUGACGCGCCGUUUAAGCAGUUGUUGACGAGUAUGGAUGAUGGGGUGUGGGAUGUGGAUUCGCUGGCAAAGCGGAUUAAGAGUAUUAAUGGGGUGUUGGAGGUUGGGUUGUUUCACGGCAUGAAUGGGUAUCAGACGCAGAAGGCCGGCUUGCAGGGGGGGCAGAAGCCGGUGGCGGUGUACUUUGGGUUGGAGGAUGGGGAGGUGUUGGUCAGGAAGGCGGAUGAGAUUGAGUAA
Baudoinia panamericana UAMH 10762 is the source of this 1072-nucleotide messenger RNA. RefSeq lists its product as uncharacterized. The record is from RefSeq and is a predicted model, not a curated record. Bases 32 to 1072 code for a protein of 346 amino acids. NCBI's taxonomy places the organism in Eukaryota, Fungi, Ascomycota, Dothideomycetes, Mycosphaerellales, Teratosphaeriaceae. The transcript is spliced from 2 exons. Gene Ontology annotation, molecular function: ribose-5-phosphate isomerase activity. Gene Ontology annotation, cellular component: intracellular membrane-bounded organelle. Gene Ontology annotation, biological process: pentose-phosphate shunt, non-oxidative branch; D-ribose metabolic process.